Thelazia callipaeda (thelaziosis nematode) is the source of this 1692-nucleotide messenger RNA. NCBI's taxonomy places the organism in Eukaryota, Metazoa, Nematoda, Chromadorea, Rhabditida, Thelaziidae. The record is from the annotation of a GenBank genome assembly.
ACUGUAAUUUUUGUAGCUGAAACAAACUGUACACUAGUAUAUUAUGCUACCGAAGUUGAAUACAGUGAGGCUGCUCAAUACCAAUACUAUUUUACAAGCACUAAUAUCAAAUCGGUGGAUGAAUGUGCAGCUUUCUGUUACAAUCGAAAAUUCUGCCAUACCGCAGUAUACAACUAUUUUGCCUCGACAUGCUCGAUAAGCUAUGAUCGAGCAGUAAAUUGCCAAAUUCCCUAUAAAUUUUUGGAUAAUAACUCAUUUGACGUAUUAAGUGAAGCUCGUGAGCUCAGUCCACCUAAACUUUCAGUAGCAGAGCUUGGCAGAGAAGAUCAACGAGGCAAUAAUUUGGGGAAAUCAAAUUCUUUUAUCGAUACUGAACUCUCUAAAGAAUAUGGCUUUCAGAAGUUACCCGAAAAAUAUAUUAACAGAGAAAACGGGUACUUAUAUCGUGUGCAACUUGAAGACAUUAACGAAAAUUUGCGCAAUCAGAGUGAAGAACAUGAAAUACGACGGAAGGAAAACAAGAAGGAAAUUGAUGCUCGGCCCGGAAAUAGGAAUGAAAGUAAUUUAAUUAAUGUUUUCAUAUUAUUUUUUCAGGUAUUUUUUUCAACUUGUAGAUGUGCUUGUGCUAAGACAUGGAAGGAUGAAACUAAUUGUACGGUGAGAUGCAAAAGUUUUCAAUACAGUAACAGCAGACAGAACUGUAUUCUGAACAGUGCUGAUCAUACUGGAGACUUUGACCUUAUCUACACCUGGAAUAAUGAUUAUUAUUACAGAACAUGUGACAAAGAAGGUAUGUUUAUAUGCUUGCGAUUAAUAGCAAGCAGUUGUCAAGUUGAUGGUAUUGCUCCAGUCAGUGCAUUAGAAUUUGGAUCAGAAAACGAAGAAUGGAAUCGAAUUAUUAACGAAGAGAUUCAGAAGGAUCACACAACAAAAAAGAGAUCAACAACUGAUAAUCCUUCAACUUCGUCUAUAGUACUUAAUGAUACAAAUUUCUUACAUUGGUGGCAAAAUACGCGUCCAGCAGAAAUGUCUAAAAAAGCUUAUGCUAGCAUAGAAGAUGAAUUAUUCACAUCAGGUCCUUUGAGGAAAAAAAGCUGGGAUCAAAAAUCAUCAUUAAUAAACGUUACUUGGGAGUUAAAUUUAUCAAAAUUUUGGGUUAUUGAUGGAUACGUGUUGAAAGGCACAGCUGGAGGACUUGAACAAGAUGUCACGUUGGAAGAAUGCAAAUGUCAUUGCGUAAAUAGCCGAAUUAGUGGAAGAUAUUCGUUUCAAUGCAUGUCAGCAACGUAUUAUCACAAGGAACGUGAUUGCGUCUUGAAUUUACAAACACGGAAUGAUAUUUCUGAAAAAUUCCACCAACAGCACAAUGUCAGUUAUUUGGAAACGAUUUGUUCAGUAGGGAAUACGGAUGCUUGCUUUUUGGAAAUGCCCAAUCACGUACUCGAAGGUACAGCAUUUGCUGCUGAAACUAAUGCAUCCUUAAACGAAUGUAAAUGCUACUGUAUGAACUCUGAAAGACAGUACGGUGCUGCAUGCUACAGUGUUCAGUAUUACUUUAAUUCUAGGACCUGUUUACUGAACAAUAAUAACCCAAACAACUUCAGCUACUUGCCUGCAUCAACUUUACUGCACAGCUAUUUCGAUAGAACUUGUUUUGGGCAAAGUAAUGUUUUGAUCUCUUUUUUGACAUAG